AUGGCGGCACAAUUUUUCCGCGGCACGGGAACCAAAGCUGCCCGUGUCUCGCGUGAGAACAUCUGUGGGCCCACCAUCGUGGGCCACUCCGCACAGAACGUAAAGGAUGUCGCAUACUUGGGGAAAAAUUCCGUCGCCGGGGCCGGGAACUUGUCAGUUAUCGGCCGACCGCUGUGUGUCAACGGAACACCGUGGAUGUUUUAUCUGUUCCAGGAGUGCGUUGAGAAUGUUUGGGAAUAUUGGAGUGUAGUUAUUAGUCUCAUCUCUAUGCUUUGUUUUCUGUUGUCCACGCUGCCGCAGGUUUAUGAAUCAUAUAGGAGUGGCAAGGUGGACGAGGCUAUGUCAGCGGGCUUUGUGCUUUUCCUUCUCGGUGGGGAUUUCAGCAACUUCGCCGCAUGUUACCUGACCAAACAGCUUCCCAUUCAGAUUGUCACUGCUGUAUUCUACAUAUACACUGAUGCCAUACUCGUCUCCCAGUUCUACUACUACAAGAUCAAAAACAGCUUUAACAAAAUGUUUGACAUGGAUGAGAAUGACUGUAACUGGUGUUUCUCACAGGCACAAAUUGCCACUGACUGUACGGUGAUGACUGGACACGUGUUUGGAUACCUCUCCACCUUAUCCUUCCUCUGCUCACGCUUCCCGCAGCUCUACAAAAACUAUAAGAGGCAGUCUACAGAGGGGACCUCGUACCUGCUCUUUGCUCUGGCCAUGUUAGGGAAUGGGACAUAUGCAUUGAGUCUGAUAGUGAUUCUUCCUGCACUCACACCCGCUGCCAGGGCACCCUUCAUCCUAAACCGACUGGCAUGGCUCAUUGGCAGCUUUGGCCUCCUUUUCCUCGAUGUCCUUGUCACAGCCCAGUUCAUUAUGUACAGAAAGAACAAAUCCAGUAAAACGGAACAGCAGUGGAACUUUCCAGAAGUGGAACCUCUACUUUGCGAGGAAGAUGAGCUAUGAAA
This is a messenger RNA of Chanos chanos (milkfish), 959 nucleotides long. Its product is annotated as lysosomal amino acid transporter 1 homolog. NCBI's taxonomy places the organism in Eukaryota, Metazoa, Chordata, Actinopteri, Gonorynchiformes, Chanidae. Gene Ontology annotation, molecular function: L-lysine transmembrane transporter activity. Bases 1 to 957 code for a protein of 318 amino acids. The transcript is spliced from 7 exons. Gene Ontology annotation, cellular component: lysosomal membrane. The record is from RefSeq and is a predicted model, not a curated record.